GCGACGGGCCCGCGCCUCCGCCCCGCCCCCAGCAGAGUGAGAAAAGCCCCAAAAGUUAACGACAACAACAAAACAAACCACAGAAGAAGAAACGUAAACAACAGCAGGAGUAACCAACAUGACGGCGGUGAGAGGAGCCGGGGUUUCAGAGCGGGGCUGCCUGGAACUUCAGGCCGCUGUGUGAGCCUCUGCCCGCGGCAUGAAGCUCUCCGGGCUGCCGGCAUCAUGGCCGCUGUGACAGCCAACGCCCGCGGAGUCGUGACGGAUCCUGCCGGAGUGUCCCCGCGGGACAGCCGGCCUCCGGCGCCGGGAGCCGGCGGGAGGUCCGCGGAGUCAUGGAAGGGACACAUCAUCCGAGAGCUGAAGCACCGAGACCUGAGCCAGCACGCCAUGUUCCAGGACCUGAUCCGCUUCUACACUCAGCUGCUGGAGAAAACCAGUCUGACCAAAGGACUGCUGAGCAGCUCCGCCAGGCGUCCCCCUGCAGGCAGCGCCCCGCUCUCGUCCCUGCUGCAGCAGAGCAUCCAGCUGAAGAAGACGACGGGAGAGUUGGCCUAUCAGGUGGUGGAGCUGCAGCAGCAGAUUAAAAUCAAAGACAGCGUUCUGGAGGAGCAGCAUGCCAGGCUGCUGCAGGAGCGCCGUUGCCUGUCGCGAGUGUCUGAUGCUCAUCAGGAGCUGCGGGCACAGGUAGAGCAGGUUCAAGGGCAGAACACGGCGCUGAAGGUGGAGUACGACGCCCUCCUGGAGCGGCAGAGAGCAGCGGAGGCGAAACUACGGCAGGAGACGGUCAGAGGGGAAGAACUGCUGGCCAAGGUGAUGAAGCGGAAAAACCAGGCCGCAGCUCGCAUGAACAGCCACAACGAACGCCGCUCCAGAGCUCGAGAGGCAACCCUGCAGGCCGCAGCCAGGUCGAAGGUCAACUUAGACAGGUCAGCUGUCCAUCCCCUGAGCUCUACAUCGCCCUCUUCAGGUUUCUCUAACUCAUCAAGUGCUCCGAGCUCCAGAUCGACGUCUCCAAAGAAUGAGAAACGGGACGCAUCCAUGGAACGAAAACCUAUGCGACUCGUGAGGUCGGCGUCGGUGACGUCUCCGAGGAUCCUGACCUCCAUUAAAGAGCUGUUCGACAGAAAGAGGCGGGGCCACUCGGUCUGCAGUCAGGAGGAAGAUCUCGUCUCUCCUGUAAGAAUCUGUGUGUCAGCCCGAGUCCCGGCCAGAGCUCUGCAAGUCCUGGAUGCCCAUGAGCAAGACAUCAACGCCGUGCGGUUCAGCUCCAGCUCGGACCUUCUGGCCACGGGGGGGACGGACAAAGUGAUCAAACUGUGGGAGGUCAGAGCAGGUUUGCUGACUCACAGAGGAACCCUGGACGGCAGCACGGAGGGCAUCACCUGCAUCGAGUUCGACCCCAUGGGCUUCAGGAUCCUCGCCGCGUCCUACAGCAAGGCGGCCAUGCUGUGGCAGCUGGGCGACUCCGUUCCAAAGGUGACUCUUACAGGUCACAGCAGGAAGGUGACGGCGGCAAGGUUCAGCAGCAUCCUCCAUCAGGUGGUGACAGGAAGUGCCGAUGGCUCCAUCAGACUAUGGGACCUGCGGCGAGCUGCCUGUCUGCAGUCGCGUAACGUGGCGAAGUACUGCAGUGACCUGGUGUGCUCUGAGAACUGCAUCAUCAGCGGACACUACGACGGGCAGAUCAGAGUGUGGGACUCCAGGGCGGCGAGCUGCGUUCAGGUGCUUCCUGCUCAGGGAAAAGUCACCUCGUUGGACCUCAGCUCUGACCAUCGCCAGCUGCUCAGCUGUUGCCGUGAUGACUGUCUCCAGCUGUUCGACCUGAGGAGGUGGAGCAAUGAGCGCGUAACCUUCAGAGCCGACGGGUUCAAAUGUGGCAGCGACAGCACCAAAGCCGUCAUCAGUCCAGACUGCUGCUAUUUGGCGGCCGGCUCUGCAGAUGGUGCCGUUUACAUUUGGAACGUCUCGACGGGCAAGUUGGAGACCCGCCUACCCGACAAACACAGCUCGUCCAUCAGCGCCGUGUCUUGGUCUCUGUCCGGCGAAUACUUCGUCAGCGUGGACAAGAGCAAGCGAGCCGUCCUCUGGAGUGACAUGUGAGGCAAACCCACAACGAGGUCACGUUGUUGUGGAGACGCGUCACACAUCCAGCCUUGAUUGGACAGAUGGCUGUUUGACAAAAGUCUUUUUUAAGCUGUUUGUUGGUUGGACCAAAGGGAAGUGACCUUACGUUGUUGUGAUCUAUGAUAACCCUGAAGAAUAUUAACGAGGGAGGAGAACACGGACCUUCUACCAGCUUUAAGCUUUUUCUGUGUAAAACCUGUGUGAACAAAGGGAAACGUUCCUGCAACGCUUGAACCAUUUUACAGUGGACGACGCCAAAAUGAAGCAAGGCCGAACGGCUCGUCGGUCACGUGUGCACACGUCAGCCUGCGGCGUGCGCUGUGGUCACGGACUGAAACCAAGCUAACUUUUUUUUUUUUUUUACCUGGAACGAGUAGAACGUUUUUGUUUUUGUAAUUACAGACAGAUUACUAACUCACACGCUUCUAACGGUCCCGUUUUAGAUUGUAAAGUUUUUCCCGCCUUGUCUCAGCUUGUUUUGGGUCCUGAGAAAGUCUUAAAUUGACAUAUAUUAAUAAAAGAUCUGAAACUGUUUUAAACUGAUGUUUUCAGUCACCUCAGAUUCAUGUCCUCGCUUUUGCAUUCAGAGUGGGGCCGCAGCUCGACACUGAAGCUCCACCCACCUGCUGGCAGCCAAUCAGAAAAAAGUUGUCUUUGAAGGGGGAGGGGCUAAAACUGCAUUUCAGAGGACUGCACUGAGGCAAACUUCUCCGUUUUCCUUUAAAUUGUUAUUAAAAUUGUGCGUUUUGUGGAUCACUGUAGAAACAGGUAAAGCUGUUUCCACUCAGGUGUUUGUAAAGGGUGGUGCUAACAUUCAGGGAUUCAGGGAGCGUUCAGAUCUAUGAGCACCACCCUCAGACUGCCUUAACCUUUGAACCCCUGAGAAGAAGCUUUCAACGGUCACCGCUUCAUUCAGGCCCGCGAAUGUUUGCUCCUCUGUGGGAGCUCCUGAGUCCUGAAUUUAAACCAGCCGUUCUGGGAUCGGUGGGAGUGUUUCCAGUCUCUCUGCUCUCAGCCGUGGAUUCACUGAGUGAUUAUUUUGUACUGUAAGUGAUGCGAAGCUGCUCUGGAGGAUUUGGAAAUGAGCAGAACGUGUCCACCUGUGUUGUCCUGCAUUUGUGUAUCUGCAGCGAGAGGCUGCCGCUCAGGUAAAAGUAGCACUCAGGUGUGUUUUUGUCUCAGAUGUCGUUCUCCUAACGUUCUGUCAAUGUUUUUAAUAUGUUGGUAACGUUUCUGCUCUCAGCUCUAAUAAACGCUGGUCUCUAACCAUC
Messenger RNA from Oreochromis aureus, 3398 nucleotides. It is a transcript of the gene atg16l2, whose product is annotated as protein Atg16l2. Gene Ontology annotation, molecular function: protein binding. NCBI's taxonomy places the organism in Eukaryota, Metazoa, Chordata, Actinopteri, Cichliformes, Cichlidae. Gene Ontology annotation, cellular component: autophagosome membrane. Gene Ontology annotation, biological process: autophagosome assembly; negative stranded viral RNA replication. The transcript has 18 exons. Bases 226 to 2103 code for a protein of 625 amino acids. The record is from RefSeq and is a predicted model, not a curated record.